Oncorhynchus masou masou (cherry salmon) is the source of this 878-nucleotide messenger RNA. RefSeq lists its product as uncharacterized. The coding region runs from base 224 to 850 and encodes 208 amino acids. The record is from RefSeq and is a predicted model, not a curated record. NCBI's taxonomy places the organism in Eukaryota, Metazoa, Chordata, Actinopteri, Salmoniformes, Salmonidae. The transcript is spliced from 2 exons.
UCAACAACUGCAGCCACCUCGGUAGCUCUCUUGACAACAAAGUCGGAACAUUCAAGCUCUUUAGACAAUUUACUGCUUUAUUUAACACUAUGAUUUAAACAUACUGAUGUGUAAACAACUAGGUACCUCAUUUAAUUUAAUAUUUACGUUGUAAGUCAAUUAGCUGUCUGGUCAAGUUAGCACUAGUCUAGUCGCUAAUGCUAACUAGCUGUUAUCCUCGACCAUGAGUUCACUAAGCCACUCUCCUCCUGAUAAAGAAGAGAAGAUCUGCUGGACGGAGAAGGAAGCUCUCGUCAAAGAGGAGGCUGUUACAAUACAAGAACACGUAGAGGGUGGGGCUGUUACUGUGAAAGAGGUGGAGGAAGACGUUUCAGUGAAAGACGAGGAAGACACGUUCAGAGUGAAAGAGGAGGAGGAUGUUACAGUAAAAGAAGAGGAGAAUGCAGGUUUUGGAGAGAAGGAGGUUACUGUGACAGUGAAAGAAGAUGAAAACGUUUUUUUAAUGAAGGACGAAGAGGGGGAGAUUACUGUCACAUUAGAGGAGGACGAAGAAGAGAAGAUUGGAGACCUGAUUAACACCAGUAAAUACAGAGAGAUACUUAACUAUUGUGGAUCCUCUGGGAGCCUCAACAACCUUGUGAUGCUGAAGAGGCAGAGAAUAGUCUCUCCAGAUCAGAACACCUCAAGAAACACUUGCAGAGAUCCACAGGGAGGAGAACUCACUGCUGCUCUGACUGUGGGAAGAGAUUCACCUCAUCAGGCAUUAAAAUUCAUCAGAGAACACACACAGGAGAGAAACCUUAUAUCUGUGGUCAAUGUGGGAAGAGUUUUGGUGGAUCUGGAGAGCUGACAGUGCACCAGAGAACACACACAGGAGA